AGAGUCUCAAGUUCAGUGUUAAGAAGAACAAUGAGACUCAUAUUAUCAGCGGUUUUGUUGCUUGCUGUUCUUUCAGCAAAUGGCCAAUUCAAUCCGAACCAAUGGUCAAAUCGAUCAGUAAUUGUUCAUUUAUUUGAGUGGAAAUAUAAAGAUAUUGCGGAAGAAUGUGAAAACUUCUUAGCUCCAAAUGGCUUUGCUGGCGUGCAGACUUCAGUUCCUUUAGAAAAUAGAAUCGUGCCAGGUAGACCUUGGUGGGAACGUUACCAACCAGUUUCGUAUAAGUUCGAUACGCGUUCAGGCAACGAAGCAGCUUUCCUUGAUAUGAGUCGUCGAUGCAAUGCUGUUGGUGUUAGAAUUUAUCCUGACAUUAUCAUCAAUCACAUGGCUGCUGGUAGCGGCAUGGGAUGGAAUGGUGGAAUGGGCACUGGUGGAUCGGAAUCAAACCCAGACAUUUUGUUAUUCCCAGCUGUUCCUUAUGGACCGAAUGACUUCAAUCAACCUCAAUGUGCUAUCGAUGAUUGCUAUUGCGAUCCAGCAAAUAUCAGAAAUUGCAACUUGGUUGGUUUAACUGAUCUGGCAUUAAGUCAACAAUGGGUGAGAGACAAAACUGUGGAAUUCAUGAACAGAUUGGUGGAUUUAGGAGUCGCAGGUUUCAGAGUUGAUACUGUGAAGCACAUGUGGCCGGGUGAUCUUGAAGCAGUUUUCCCUCGAGUUAAAAAUCUUAACACUGCUUUUGGUUUCGCACCAAAUUCACGUCCGUUCUUUGCACAAGAAGUUAUUGAUCUUGGUGGUGAAGCUAUCAGUAAAUUUGAAUACAAACAUCUAGGAACUGUCACUGAGUUUAGUUUCUCAGAAGAAAUUGGUCGAGCUUUUAGUGGAAGAUUAGAAUUGAAAAAUUUGCGAUUAUUUGGUGAAGCUUGGGGAUUUCUUCCAUCACACGCCGCUUUAACCUUCAUAGAUAACCAUGAUAAUCAACGAGAAAGUCAUAAAGAAAACAUUUUAACUUACAAACAAUCGCGUAUCUAUAAAAUGGCAACAGCUUUUCAUCUUGCAUUCACAUAUGGAGUUCCGCGUAUCAUGUCAUCCUACGCUUUUACGAAUUUCGAUCAAGGACCGCCCAUGGACGCCAACGAGAAUAUUGUCUCGCGAUCAAUCAAUGCCGAUGGAAGUUGUGGUAAUGGUUGGGUUUGUGAACAUCGCUGGCAUCAAAUUUAUCACAUGGUGAGGUUUAGAAAUGUCGUCAGAGGAACAAGCGUUGAACAUUUCUGGGAUAAUGGAAGCAAUCAAAUUGCUUUCGCUCGUGGUAAUCGAGGAUUCAUAGCUUUCAAUGGACAAUUCGGCGUGAACAUGCAAGUGUGGCUUCAAACUGGGCUUUCUGCUGGUACAUAUUGUGAUGUCAUUUCUGGAGACAAGGUUGGCAGUGUGUGCACUGGUCGUUCGGUUGUUGUCUUCGCUGAUGGCAGAGGUGAAAUAAUUCUUCCGGCUAACGCUGAAGACGGAGUUUUGGCAAUUCAUGCCGAAUCAAAGCUUUGAAAUCAUCUGCUAGGAUUUAAUUUAUCUUAUCAUGAGCAAUAAAAAAAAUCAGACCACCUGAUGAUAAGCAAAAAA
Clunio marinus is the source of this 1608-nucleotide messenger RNA. NCBI's taxonomy places the organism in Eukaryota, Metazoa, Arthropoda, Insecta, Diptera, Chironomidae. The record is from the annotation of a GenBank genome assembly.